CUCUCCUCCUAAGACCACCUGGGAGAGAGCCAGGUGUAUGUGUGGAAUGGGAGGAGAACGGCUGCCAGGAUGACUUAUGGUAUGCUUGGAGUUGCUGUGGGCUAUAUAAAGCGAUGCAAUACAGGCAGCUUCCCACUAUCGCUGUCUCUGCACGCUCUCUGCAAAGCGAUAAAACUUGGCAGAGAAGGAGGCUUCCUGGCUAGGCGGCUGCUCAAGGGAGAGAUGGAUGGAUGUUCUCUCGCCGACAUUUCCGGGCACUCCGCCAUUCUAGUCCCAACAAACACAUCCCCAGAUGGACACAAGCCUUAUGACUCUGAAUUUAAGAGCCAGCGCUGCCCAGCUUAUGCCCACGACCCCUCUCAAAGCAUGCCACUACUGGAGAGGCUGCAAGGCCAGCAGGGUCUGAACAACGCAAUGGAAAUGGAAGACACUGGAGAAAAGUCUAGCAAAAUGCAACCCCAGAUGGGGAAAAUCUGCAGAGCCCUGAGCUACAUCACGGGGGACAUGAAGGCGUUGGGAGACUGGCUGAAAGAUAAGCCUCUGGUGUUUCAGUUUGUCGACUGGGUCCUGCGUGGCGUCUCUCAGGUGAUGUUUGUCAGCAACCCACUCAGUGGUCUGAUCAUGAUAGCCGGAUUCCUCGUCCAGAGCCCUUGGAUCACACUGACAUGUUGCAUUGGAGUCAUUGUCUCAACAUUAACAGCACUGAUCCUGUGCCAGGAGAGGUCAGCCAUUGCUGCAGGACUCUACGGCUACAAUGGCGUGCUGGUAGGGAUGCUCAUGGCUGUGUUUUCGGACAAGGGUGAAUAUUACUGGUGGCUUUUGCUUCCUGUUGCUCUCAUGUCCAUGACGUGUCCUCUUUUCACGAGUGCCUUAGCCUCGAUCUUCAGCAAGUGGGACCUGCCGGUUUUCACGCUGCCCUUCAACCUGGCUCUGAGCAUGUUCGUGGCCGCCACUGGCCACCACAACCCCUUCUUCCCCUCGACGCUCAUUCAACCCGUGACCUCGGUGCCCAACAUAACGUGGUGGGAGGCCGAAGCAUCUUUGAUUUUGCAGUCUGUCCCAGUGGGAGUUGGGCAAGUGUACGGCUGUGAUAACCCUUGGACCGGAGGCAUUAUCAUGGUGGCUCUGUUCAUUUCCUCCCCACUCAUCUUCACCCAUGCUGUGAUUGGCUCGGCAGUCGGGGUGCCUGCAGCCCUGAGCCUAGCCACACCUUUUAACAAUAUUUACGCCGGCUUGUGGAAUUACAACAGCUGCCUCUCCUGCAUCGCAAUCGGGGGCAUGUUCUACGCCCUCACCUGGCAGACCUUCCUUCUUGCACUUGCUUGUGCCCUGUUUACUGCCUACUCAGGAGGAGCACUGGGCCAUAUGUUUUCCGUGUUCGGAAUGCCUUUGGGAACAUGGCCGUUCUGUUUAUCUUCGCUCACUUUCCUGCUCUUAACUACCACCAACGAUGCCAUCUACAAACUUCCUCUCUCCAAAGUCUCCUACCCAGAAGCCAACCGGGCCUAUUACUUGACCAGAAAUGACGGACAAAGCGCCAAGUCCACCUGCGACGUGUGACAGGCUAAGCCUCGUGCAUCUUCCUGUCCGUAGUGGUGCCUCGACUUCCCAAGGAAGAUAAACAGCUCAGAAGGAAAACAAAGCUGUUGAUGGAGCUCUUCAUCCAUUUUAAGUCGCAAAUAACUUCACCCAGAUCAGCAAGUCUCGGAAUUCUCUUCGUAUGCCAGUCAGAAGUGAGCAGAAUAUCCUGUUUGUUUGGAAAGGGGUGUGACCUUGAUGGAACAAAUGAGGGCUGUGAUCUGUGGUGGCCAACUGCAGGUCCACUGGCUGGAGCAAUAUGAGCCGAUACCACCAACAUAUGUGCGUGUGUAUAUAUAUAUAUAUAAUCACAGUGUGGUUUUUUAAACAAUGCUAUACAGUGUCACUUGUAAGGAAUAGGAAGAAAACUUUAUUGUGUGCAACGGUGCAAUAUUAUACGCAAGUUACAUUCACAGGACUUUAGCGCUGGAUGGCACCAACUUUAUUAUGGAGACUGAGCACUCACCUGGGGGCCAGUUCAUAUGAAAAAGAGACAUAUUGAAGACCCAGACUACUUUCGGGAACAGAAUGGCUCCUGGGAAAAGAGGCUUUGGUGAUUUUUAAUUAGAUGAUAUUGAAUCAAGAAGACCUACCGUAACUUGAGAGGACAAAGCAAGCAAUGGGAGAGGUGGAUGUUUGGGGAUAGCAUGUUUGUAUUAAUUAUAUGCAAUGGGAGUGUCCGAUUACAGGUAGCAGAAGAGAUGUGGGCUAACCAUACUUGCAUAGUCUGUGUCACCUUGCUGGAAUCCCCAUGGUUGACUGGUGGGUUUUUAAUUUGCAAACUGAGAGCGCAUACUCCAGAUCACUGGACAGGUAAGGCAAAACUAAUCUGUGUUAAGCGCUCCUGAAUAUGCAUGCUUGUUUAAUGGCAUUGGAAGUGUCUUCUUGGUGGAUCAGACCAAUAUCCUAGGCAAGAACUGCAGCAGCCAGAAGGCACUCAAGUAUUCUGCCUCCUGUGCAGAAUGGGGCUGGUGAGAGUUGGAAUCCAGUAUCUGGAAGACCACAGGUUCCCAGGUUCAAUCCCUGGCAUUUCCAGGUAGGGCCCGGGAGAGACCCCAGUCUUAAAAAAAAAAAAAAAUCCUGGAGAACUGCUUCUAGUCAAUACUGAGCUAGUUAGACCAA
Zootoca vivipara (common lizard) is the source of this 2700-nucleotide messenger RNA. RefSeq names its product urea transporter 1. Gene Ontology annotation, cellular component: membrane. Gene Ontology annotation, biological process: urea transmembrane transport. Lineage: Eukaryota; Metazoa; Chordata; Lepidosauria; Squamata; Lacertidae. The record is from RefSeq and is a predicted model, not a curated record. Gene Ontology annotation, molecular function: urea transmembrane transporter activity.